Messenger RNA from Mesocricetus auratus (golden hamster), 678 nucleotides. RefSeq names its product ISG15 ubiquitin like modifier (gene Isg15). The record is from RefSeq and is a predicted model, not a curated record. The transcript is spliced from 2 exons. Gene Ontology annotation, biological process: ubiquitin-dependent protein catabolic process. The coding region runs from base 139 to 669 and encodes 176 amino acids. Gene Ontology annotation, cellular component: cytosol. NCBI's taxonomy places the organism in Eukaryota, Metazoa, Chordata, Mammalia, Rodentia, Cricetidae. Gene Ontology annotation, molecular function: polyubiquitin modification-dependent protein binding.
CCCUUGAUACUCACAGCUCAUACACUUAAAAGAGCUGCCCUCUCUCACAUCUCUCUGGAUUUGAGAGAGAGCAGCCAGAAGCUUCCACAAGCAAACUCUUCAGUUCCUGCAGAGGACCUAGUGCUAAAGCCUACAGCCAUGACCUGGAACCUAAAGGUGAAGAUGCUGGGGGGUGAUGAGUUCCUGGUGCCCCUGACUAACUCCACAACGUUGUUGGAACUGAAGAGGCAAAUUUUCCACAAGACUGGUGUGCCAGCUUUCCAGCAACGCCUGGUCCAUGAAAGUGGCACGAUGCUACAAGAGAACAUUACCCUCAUCAGCCAGGGUCUGGGCCCUGACAGCACAGUCAUGCUGAUCGUUCAGAAUUGCAACAACCCUCUAAGCAUCCUGGUGCGGAAUGACAGGGGCCGCAGCAGCAUCUAUGAGGUCCGGCUGACACAGACCGUAGCAGAGCUUAAGAGGCAGGUGUCCCAGGCGGAGCACGUACAGGAAGACCAAUUCUGGCUGAGCUUUGAGGGAAGGCCCAUGGAAAACCAACAGCCACUGGGGGAGUAUGACCUAAAGCCCCAGUGCACAGUGUUCAUGAAUUUGCGACUCCGGGGAGGGGGGAAGGGGAGUAUGCUAUGCCUGAGGCCUCUAUCCAAAGACAAUGUUGGUAAUAAAAGGUGAUACAAUGAA